Molecule: messenger RNA, 1119 nt
Organism: Trypanosoma grayi
Lineage: Eukaryota; Euglenozoa; Kinetoplastea; Trypanosomatida; Trypanosomatidae
Product: glutamine-dependent carbamoyl-phosphate synthetase
Exons: 1
Coding region: 1-1119 (372 amino acids)
Source: RefSeq, a predicted model, not a curated record
AUGGGCGUCAAGGGGUUGCAGCAGGAGGUUUUAUUUCGAGAGCCGGAAAACCGUCUGUUUUUUAUUGGAGACAGUGUUUCCUACAGGAAUUUUGGCUUCACAGUGAAUUUAUAUUUGCCGUUCUCUGAAAUCAAUGGGUAUGAAAAAAUAAUGCACGUACCGAAUCAUAUUAACAUGUCAGUUGUCAUUCGGGAAGAUGAGCUGGUGUCAAUGAGCAUAAAGAACUACACAAGGAUUGAUCCAGGUUUAGAUUUCUCGUCUGCUAACAUUGCGAAGGCGCGGAAAUCCACUGUACAUUAUGUCAAAAUUCGCUACAUCAGUCUAUCGGUGCCAGUGGUAACGGAUGCGAUUGAGCAGGCGGAGGGUGGUCUUGUUGUGUUGUAUUUUGGCACGUGGGACUUGAACUGGCAGAUCAAUGCUAGGGAGCGGGUUCCAUACUUGAACGGACCCAUCCGGCACCUUCCUACUGCCAUAAGCUACUGGACGAAGCACGUUCAGAAACUGAUGGAGGCUAUCCAGCGUGCAUUGGAGCGGUUACCAGUACACCGUCGUCCGUUGAUUAUGUUCUUCGAGCAGCUUCCGCUCAACUGUCUUGCUGGACGGUUUGUGGGACGAGCAAACCGAUUUAAGAGGUGUGAAGAAUUCACGGCCCCUGUUGUGGUGCCUUUGUAUCGUCGUGUACUUGCAGCGAUGGCGUGGCACCUAAAUAUUCCUGUGGUGCCCACGACGCACUUUUUCAAGAAUGAUUAUCAGUACUGUAAGCUUUCUGACGGUGUCCAUCUUGAUCCUCCAUGCAUGAUAACGGCACAGCAGCAUCUGUGGAAUGCAUACCUGCUUAUGCGGAGAAAACAUGUGCUGCAGGGGCUUCCGCCAGAAAUUCAGCAGCUGCCGGACGCCAUGAGCUUUGUGGACAAUGAGUCCUACACGAAAUGGAUGUCGCGCAUCGACAAGCUUGAGGAGGCCCACGUGGAGAGGGGCGAGGUAUUCCAGCUGAAUGGUGCUACCGCCGCUGUGACCGCACUGUGGAUGAUGAUGUUAGUGCUCUCGGUGGCAGCAUUUAUCUUCAGCCGGGGAGACCGGUGUGCCCUGAGGGGGCGCCAGAGCGCCUCUGAAGGAUGA